AUUUUGUUUCAAAUUUAGAACAAAAAAUAUAAAUAUGUCUGACGUAGCAGUAAAAAAUGUUGAUAGUGCUUGUGAGACAGCUGAAGAAUUUACUAGAGUGUUUUACAAACAAGUAGACAACAGCCGCCAUCUAACCUCAAAAUUGUAUUUGGAUACUGGAUUACUUGUUUGGAACGGCAAUGGUAUCAGUGGCAAUGACAAAAUACAGAAAUUCUUGAUGGAUUUGCCUGCAAGUAACCAUACGCUGAAAAGUUUAGAUGCUCAACCAAUAUCUGAUGUCUUGGUUGCAAAUAAAUUGACGUACCUCAUCCAAGCUUGUGGAGAUGUUACUUAUCAAAACGAAGAAACAAAGAAACCAUUUCAGCAAACUUUUCUCAUAGUGGCAGUUGAUGGGAAAUGGAAGAUAGCCUCGGAUUGUUUCAGACUCCAAGUUCCUUAUGGAAAUUAAUUUUUAUUUUAUUAUUAAGUUAAAUGUACCAAUUGCUAAGCAAAAAUUUUAUUUAAGAAAUACAUUAAAAAUUCUUUUUCACCAUUAAAUGACUUUCAAUUAUGCCACUGUUAAAAUUUAGAGUAUUGACCUAAAAACAGAUUGCAAUUUGGACAAUAAUGCCUUGUUUUCUUAAACAGUGGGAAAAUGUACGGCAUUGCUGCAAGACAACAUAGCAUACACCAUCUAG
Bombyx mori (domestic silkworm) is the source of this 677-nucleotide messenger RNA. It is a transcript of the gene Nxt1, whose product is annotated as NTF2-like export factor 1. Gene Ontology annotation, biological process: poly(A)+ mRNA export from nucleus. Gene Ontology annotation, cellular component: nuclear pore central transport channel. NCBI's taxonomy places the organism in Eukaryota, Metazoa, Arthropoda, Insecta, Lepidoptera, Bombycidae. The record is from RefSeq and is marked provisional.